This is a messenger RNA of Blumeria graminis f. sp. triticale, 330 nucleotides long. Lineage: Eukaryota; Fungi; Ascomycota; Leotiomycetes; Helotiales; Erysiphaceae. The record is from the annotation of a GenBank genome assembly.
AUGUCGUGUUUGACUCAUCCUUUCCUUUCAAGCCCAUGGAGAGAAAGACUUAUAGAAAAAUGUCAAGAAGUGCGAAUCGAACCUCCUGUUUUCCAGGUCAUGUCUGAGAUAAGGGGCGGUCGUACAGCUUGGUCUAGUGUAGUUAAGGUCCAAGGUCAAUACAUAUCCGCUCGAUUCUGGUACGACGGAAAAAACGUCAAUAAUGCAAUGGAAGAUGCUGCGGAGGUUGCUUUCAAGCAUCUCAGUGGCACUUCUCCACCCACAUCUCCUAUGUAUAGGCUCGGUGGCAUUAUUUCUAUUACCGAAAAUAUGCACCAAGAUAACAUAUAA